Messenger RNA from Debaryomyces hansenii CBS767, 1206 nucleotides. RefSeq names its product Wsc2p (gene WSC2). NCBI's taxonomy places the organism in Eukaryota, Fungi, Ascomycota, Pichiomycetes, Serinales, Debaryomycetaceae. The transcript has a single exon. The record is from RefSeq and is a predicted model, not a curated record. Bases 1 to 1206 code for a protein of 401 amino acids. Gene Ontology annotation, cellular component: plasma membrane.
AUGAGGUAUUAUGGUAUACCCUGGGUUAUAUACUUGUUGAUCCAAAUUAAAUUUGGGAGAGCAGACUCGUUCUCCAAGCUAGGAUGUUACCUGAAGUCAUCUAUUCAGGGUCUGUUGAGCUACCAAGAUGAAUUCAUGUAUCAGUCAUCAUCGCAUUGUGAAGAGGAAUGUGCUGGUAAAAAGGUUGCAGCAUUGUUAAACGGUAAAUAUUGUUAUUGUGGUGAUUCGGAGCCAGAUAGUGACGAAACUGACAGUUCUGAUUGUAAUGUCAGUUGCCAAGGAUAUGGGCAAGAGAAUUGUGGUGGUAGCAACGCAUUUUUGGUAUAUUCCAAUAGUGAUGUUGAAUCCGAAAGCACGUCGUCAUCAUCUAGUUCCACUUCUAGCUCUAGCAGCUCAAGUUCCAGUUCCAGUUCAAGCACAAGUACCCAUUCCAGCUCCACUGCAAAAUCAACCACACACAGCAGCAGUUUCAGUAGCAGUUCUAGCAGCAGUUCUAGCAGCAGCUCCAGUAGCAGCUCUAGUAGCGAGUCCUCGUCUGCCGAACCAAGCACAAGCAGUUCUGCUGUCUCGUCUACAUCAGACACGUCGAGUUCAUCGUCUCUGAGUUCGUCACUGUCUACGCCAGAUAGAACUACUUUGAUAUCUACAAUUACAAGCAAUCCAACAGACUCGCAAGAAGCAUCAACUGUUGCAGUAACCAUGACAGAACCGAAUUCAUCAUCGUCAUCAACGCCGAAUGCUAACGAAGCUUCAUCCAAACAAAACAAAUCCUCAAAAUCCAUCAGCACAGGGGGCAUUGUGGGUGCCGUCAUUGGGAGUGUAGCGGGUGUCGGGCUCAUCCUUGGCUUGGUGUUCUUCCUUUGUUGUUUCAAGCGUAACAAGGAUGACGACGACAAGGACGACGAAUUCACGUUAUCUGGCCCAAGCAACGAGAAAAGUGACACCUUUGAAGGUGCACCAAACCCGUUUAUGAUGGCCCAAACAGGGCGCAACGAUGACGGCCACAUAGACCACAACAAAGAUACCCUGUACUCCCUUGAUACUACAAAUAAUGAUGAUUUCUUCUUGGCUGCCGGCCAUCCUGAUACUGAAUCCGCCGGCCAAAACAAACUUUCUUCAGAAUACGGCAGAAGAAGACUUAGUGAUGGCUCGUUACCUGACAUGGUUACUAGAAACCCUGGCUCUCUCAAAGUCGUUAAUAACUGA